Drosophila elegans is the source of this 1842-nucleotide messenger RNA. RefSeq names its product SET domain-containing protein SmydA-8 (gene SmydA-8). Gene Ontology annotation, molecular function: protein binding. The transcript is spliced from 2 exons. The coding region runs from base 272 to 1660 and encodes 462 amino acids. The record is from RefSeq and is a predicted model, not a curated record. NCBI's taxonomy places the organism in Eukaryota, Metazoa, Arthropoda, Insecta, Diptera, Drosophilidae.
GUUCCACUGUCAGCAGUCAGUUGUUGCUGUUGCGCGGGGUGUUGCUGUUGUGCCGCGUGUUGCUGUUGCUGCUGUUGCUGCUGCUGCUCAUGUUGCUGCUGCUGUCGUCGCUGUCGCCACAUCGCAGCUAUUCCCGCAGAGACCGCUCGGCUGCGCGGAGACAUCUUCACUCGCUGAGUUGCCGCGCGUCGCGUUGGUUCGCCGUAUCCGUAUCCGUAUCCGUAUCCGUAUCCGUACCCGUGACCGCUUCCGUCUACCCAUUGCAUUGGCCAUGUCCAAUCCAGAUCCAGAUCCCCCCUCCCCCCGGGGAGCAGGAGACACCACUCUGGCCGCCCUGGGUGCCCACAUGGCGCCCUGUCGCAACACCACGCCGGAGCAGCUGGCCCAGCUGAUAGAUGCCCAUUUGGGGGAUCUGCGGCAGGAGCAGCCCAACUGGACCAUCAGCUCCUCCAAGGUGGCUGGGCGCGGGGUGUUCGCCACCAGGGACAUAGCCGCCGGCGAGCUGAUCUUCCAGGAGCGGGCCCUGGUCACGGGGCCGACGGCCCGGAAGGGCCAGCUGAGCAGCUGCAUCUGCUGCCACGAAACGCUGCCCCAGAAGGGCUUCCUGUGCCGCCACCGCUGCACCCUGCCCGUCUGCGAGUCCUGUGCGGAUUCGGAGGAGCACCAGGCCGAGUGUGAGCACUUCCGCCGCUGGCAGCCCAUGGACGCCGAUGCGGAGGGGGAACAGGAGCAGGUGAAUCCCCUCUCGCUGCGCAUCCUCACGGCGGUGCGCGUCUUCCACCUGGGAAAGGAGCAGCGGCACCUGGUGGACGCCAUGCAGGCCAAUGCCGAGCGAGCCUACCGGCGCGAGAUCAUCAAGGCGGCGCAGUGCUUCCGCAACUUCCCCACCACGGACCGCGUGUUCAUGGACCAGCUGUUCCGCAUUGUGGGCGUGCUGAACACGAACGCCUUCGAGGCACCCUGCCGCACCGGCGGCCAUGAGACGCUGCUGCGCGGCCUGUUCCCGCUGACGGCGAUCAUGAACCACGAGUGCACCCCCAAUGCCAGCCACUACUUCGAGAACGGACGACUGGCGGUGGUGCGGGCCGCCAGGGACAUUCCCCGGGGCGGCGAGAUCACCACCACCUACACCAAGAUCCUCUGGGGCAAUCUCACCCGGAACAUCUUCCUCAAGAUGACCAAGCACUUUGCCUGCGACUGCGCCCGCUGCCACGACAACACUGAGAACGGAACCUAUUUGUCGGCGCUUUUCUGCCGGGAACAGGGCUGCCGUGGCCUGGUGAUUCCUGUCCAGACCCGCACUUUGCAGCCCGACUGGCGGUGCAUCACCUGCGAGAACGUCUUCCCGCACGCGAAGAUGGCCAAGUACCAGGACUUCGCGCUGAACACCAUCAACAACCGGAUAAACUCGUGCAGCGUCCAGGACAUGAUCCACUUCAUCAACGAGCUGUGUCCGCGCUUCUGUCCGUCCUCCAACUACGUGCUGAUCGAGGCCAAGUUGAACGUGAUCUGGCGGAUGACGCGGUUCGACCGCGAGGAGUACUCGCCGGAAGAGAUGGGCCACAUGGAUCGCUACCGCGAGGAGGUCCUGGCCAUACUCCACAAACUGGGCGCCGGGGAGUGCACCCUGAAGAAGCUGAUCACCGGGGAGAUCCAGUGAAGGAUCUCCUCCCGAAAAAUGUGAAUAACGUUGUUUUUUUUUUGUUUCUGUGUGAAUGAGUGAGUGUUUUUUUUUUUUGAGAUGGUACGUGAGUGCUUUUGGGGCACCUUUGGCGCCCCCUUGUUGCUAUUUUAUUCGUAAUCACUUAAGAAACCAAAUAAACACCGAACUAUGACUCGUUA